AUGUGGUUCAUGUAUUUACAUCCUAAUUUAAGACAGAGAUAUUUUAGUGUCAGUCUGCCACAGAAGAUUGAAGCUCUCCGUGGAUCCUGUGUGAUCAUAAAGUGCACUUUUGAGAUUGAUAAACAAUAUGACCAAUACCUCACUGAGAGAGCUACUACAGGACUGUGGCUCAAAGAUGGAACUGAAGAGGAUCCACAUCAAGUGUUUAACUCCAGAGAUCACAAACCUGAUCACUUUAAUGGGAAAAUAACUGGAAAACUACACAAGAAGAACUGCACCACUGUCUUUUAUGAUGUUAGUUCGAAUCACAAUGGUAAAUAUUACUUCAGGAUUACGAGCGGAAAAGAUCUGAAAUACACCUACAGACAAUCCUUCUCCACUAUAGAUGUUAUCGAGUCUCCUCCCAAACCCAGAGUGCAGCUGUAUGUGGCGCAGGAUCAGGAGGAGGUGUUGGAGGGGAGCUCUGUGAGUCUGCGCUGCUCUGCUGAGACUCUCUGCUCCUCUCCUCCAGCAACUCUCACAUGGAGCUCCACUCCCAGAAUCCCCCUCAGUGAGAGCAGCAGACUACAGGAGCUCAUCUCUGAUCUGAACUUCACUGCUACUCACCGUGAGCAUGGAGUCACUUUCACCUGCACUAUAACCUACCAGCUACAGGACAAGAACAAAACAGCACAGGACAGCAUCACAGUACAUGUUCAGUAUUCCCCUAAAAACACAGCAGUGUCUGUGGCUCCCUCCAGCUCUGUGUUGGAGGGCAGUUCAGUGACUCUGAUCUGCAGCAGUGAUGCAAAUCCAGCCGUGAACUACACCUGGUCCAGAGAGAGUGAAGGACAGCUGGAGCAGCUGCAGACUGGAGACACUCUUACCUUUAACAGGACCGACCCGACACACAGAAGCUGGUACCACUGUACAGCUCAGAACCAACAUGGUGCCCAAAACUCAUCAGUGAAGCUGGACAUUCAGUAUGCACCUAAAAUCUCUUCAUCCUCCAGCUGUAGCAGAACAGAUGUAACUGUGUGUUUCUGUGAGGCUGAUGGGAAUCCCUCUCCUGAACUGGAGUGGCAUCUGUCUGGACGUCCUGUCACUAACUCUUCAAACACGUUCAUCAGUGAAGAGCGAUUGAGCAGCACAGGCUUGAGGAGCUCCAUCACUCUACAUCAGUCUCUCACACACACAUCCACUCUGCAGUGUGUCAGUAACAACACUCGAGGCACUGCAAGAAAACUGCUUCAGCUGCCUGCAUUUGAUGAACUUGCUGUUGUGGCUCUGGCGGUUGUGUUGUUGUGUGCUGUUACAUAUACACGUGUACGAAAAGACGAUGGGAAACUUCCACAGACUACACAAGAAGUCCCUGAGAGAAGUGGUCAAAAUGCAGAUGAAGUCGCUCCACAGGGCAAUCAAGACGACCCUGUUUAUGUCAUGAAGUCAUCUGCUGGAGCCGCUACAGCAAAUCAAGCCUCCAUCAUUUAUUCCUCCAUUGACUUCACAAACGCUAAACCGCGAGAGGUCAGGAGCGUCUCCUCAUAUCAUGCUAUCUACGCUGUGGUCCAGGAUUGUUCUGGAGGGCUGUCAAAGACCAAGAGCUCAAUAGGAGAGUCAAAGCAAUCAGAGGAAGAGCUGUUUGAAGACUCCUCUCAGCUUUACGCAAAGGUUAAAUGUUGAAACUCUUAGAGACCUAAAGCCAUCCCUUUAUUUGUUUCCUCGUAAAAAAAAAAUAGGUCAGAUAUCUAAACGAGUGCUGUUUUUAACAAUGAGCCCCAUUAUUCCUGACACGUCACAACUUUAGAUGUUGAUGGGUUCUAAAAUGUGUUUAAAACAAACAAGCAACCUAAAAAAAGAAAAAAAAGUGCAGUUCUUAUACACACAUAACUCAUUUGGUUUGCUUUUACAGUAUUUCAGCCAUUUUCAUGUGUUUCAUAAAUAUUCUCCCCAAAUUUUCUAUCAUGUUUUGGGAUGGUCAAACCAUGUGAUUAUUUGAAAUGUCUUGGAGUUCCCAUGAAAAUAAAAAUGUGAUACGUUCUACUCUGUAAAAAAAAAAAAAAAGAAAAGUUGAGCCAACUUAAAACUUUAAGGCAACCAGCUUCAGCGGAUUUUUGAUUUUGCUCAACUUAUUUUUGUGGGAGAUUCUCAAAUUUGUGUUGUAUAAACUUAAAACGACAAGUUGAGAAAACUCAAAAAUCUGCUGAAGCUGGUUGCCUUAAAAUUUUAAGUUGGCUCAACUUUUUUUAUUUUUUUUACAGUGGUAUAUCUAUAAAUCUGCAGCAAGGUCUUAAUGAAACCAAAAAUAGUCUAAAAUAGAGGCACUUCUGAAUAAAUGAGUGACAAAAAAAAAAAAAAUCUGUCUUAGAUUUUCAUGCAGCCCUCUUGAGACAACAUAACAUUUGAUGUGAUACUAAUGACUUCAUAAAAUUAUAUUCAUUUGACAAUGCCAUAACAAAGUGGACUUAAACAAGAGUUUAAACAGAGAAAAAAAAAAAAAAAGUUUAAACAGAGAAAAAUGUAUCUGUGUCAAUUUUAUAUAUGUAUCUCAAGACUUUAACAUUACCAGGCAACAUUUCUAACUUCCUAUCCACCGUUUUCCUUUAAUAACUGCCAAUAAACUUGUUUAAAGGUUUGCUCUAGGAAUGCAAUAAUAAUUAUUUAUUAACAUCAAAAGAAAACUUAACAGUGUCUGUUGUCCUUUUCAUAUUAAUACAGUAAAAUGCAAAGAAUAAAAGUAAUCAGGAGGAACAGAACAGCUAGCAGACUGAAAAGUGAUUUUGUCAUGUUAACCCGCAUAAUGCAUUCAAUAAAAAAAGAGACCAUUUUCGCAUAUAUUUUCAAAUAUGCUAUAUUCUGGGACCAUUUUUAUUUUUAUUUUUUAAAUAACUUAGUAUUUUUCAUAUUGUAACACUAUGUUGUAUUUGAUCAGCACUUUUUGACUGAGUAAAUGUGAAAAAAAAAAAAAAUCUAAGUUUUGUGAUAUAUAUAUAUAUAUGAAUGAAUGAGAAUAAAUAAUAUAAUAAUAUAUUAAAAAUAAUAAAAUGUAAUUAAUUCUAUUGAAUUUAUAACCGAUGAUUGCUCAAAACAGUCCAAAUUUACGAAACCUAAAUAUUUAAGAUUUCUAACAAAGCAUCAAAACAACAUGAAUAUUACACUGAUAAGUUUUUAAACAAAAUAAGUUCAUUUUACUUGCAGCAUAAACUUUCAGAUGGAAAAAAAUGAUAAAAAUGUUUUAUGCUGCAGUGGUUUGUCAAUAGCCGUACAUAUUUAUCAACACAAUUCAGUCCCCAGAGUGUCUGAGAUAUGGGGAAAAGUUGUAUAUUUUACGAAAGUGUUUUUGACACUGAUGUAGCCUACGCUGCGUGUCGGGCGGUUCUUCGCCUCCACAUCGUGCAUUCAAAUCGUUUAAUGCACAGCUAGCCGUUGAUUAUCCCGUUUAUACAAUGGUCAUUUGCCAGCAUUCACACAUUAAAGAUGUUAAUAAUAUUUGUGCUGCAAUAUUUGACCGGAACGAUAAAAAUGACGGUUAUUUUCGUCUGUAUUACUAUUAAACUGUAACUGUAUGUUACUAUGGUUACCAAUGUUUAUAGGAAGCGCAUUAAAUUGACCUGGAACUACCUGUGCAGUUCAACGAAUUUAAUCAACACCUGCCAGCCAAUCAGAAUCCAGUAUUCAGACAGACCAUGGCAUAAGCAUAGACAUAACAUUUAUGUUGUAAUAAUGAUUAUUAAUUUUGAUUUAUAGGAAGGGUUUUUUUGGGGUCAUAUUCUGGUCUGUGUUAAACAUAACUAUACUUUGACAUUUUGUUGUACAACGUAAACUGCACACACUCACACCCCAAACAUUCCUAUGUAGUAACAUAUUGAAAAAUAAAGGACUGUUUCAGAAUGUGUGUUUUCCGCAUGGGUGUGUGUAAUUUGCAUUGUAGAGCAAAAUGUCAAGCUUUGUCAAGUUGUUUACAUUAUUUUAGUCAUUCAUUGAAAAACCUAAUUAGAAAAUAUAGGAAAAUCUUGAGGGAAGCAGUGGAGAAUUAGUCUUUAUUAGUCAGGUUUUUUCGUCACAACGAUAUAUAUAUAUAAAAUACUCAAGGAGCUCAUUAAUUAAACACAAUUUGGAAUUCAUGACCACAAUUUUUUUUUUGCUUGUCAUUAGUUGUGUCUUACUUUGUUUAAUAAUUAUUACACAAAUACCAUUAUAAAGCUGUACUUUUCACGAUUAUUUAAUUUACUUUAUAAUUUACUAUUAAUUUAUUCUUCAUUAUUGUCUAUUCUGUAUUAUUCCACCCUUGAUAUGACAUAUUCUACUUGCUAUUAUUCAUCUAUUGUUAUUCAUUUAUUUAUUAUUGUAUUACACAUAUAACUUGUGCUAUUAUAAAUCGACGGUUUCAUUGGGCGUACGCGCCUGGACCGAAGUUAACUUCCGGUCUGUGCUUGUUUAUGUUGUUGCCGUUGAAACCGUCUAUAUAUAAAUUGGGUAGUAACUGAUUACAUGUAAUCUGGAUUAUGUAAUCAGAUUCCAAAAAUAAAGUACUCAUAAUUAGAGAAUAUUACAUUUUAAAAUGCUUAUAAUCAGAUUACAGUUAUUUUUAUUUUGUGGAUUACAUUCACACAAUGCCAGUAAGUCAUUCAUAAUUUAUAGAUUCUCCUUUAUUUUUCUUUUUUUCUUUGUAAAUUUUCUUUCUAAAAAUCGUACUGUUAUACCAUUGUUGUUGUUUAUAUUCACAAUAUAGAAUGGUCAUGUAAAUAACCUUUGAGAUUAAAUAUUUACUUGGAAUAUCUCUGAGGAAGUUAGUAUUUUAAUAAUUUAACAACAUUUACACAUGUUUACAGUUUGAUGUCGCUUAAUGGUCGCAUUGACAUUCAGGUAAACAAAUUAAAUUUUUAUUUUUAGUGUUCAAGUGUAAUUGAUUUUACAUUUUUAUGAUUUAAUUAAUUAUUAGCUUUUUAGCAACCACUACAUAAAGCCCAGUUUGGGAAAUCCUGAGGUAGUUCAAUGUCUAAUGCAUUUUAUGAUGUUGAUAUAUAUAUAUAUAUAUAUAUAUAUAUAGGGUCUCCACUUGUUGCCAUACGAUUUACACCCGUCCCAAUAGAAACAGUUAUGUGGGACAUUAAUAAUUAAGUCAGCACAGCAGGGUGACUUGUGCUCAUUCCUACCCUCUUCUGGUGAUUUACAGACAGAAUUCACAUGGCACAGCAGAGAAAUUCAAUAUUAUAUUAUUUAUUCUUGAAUCUUUACUAACAGAAAGUGAAAGGUUGAAAAUAAACAAAAGAGCUUGUUAAUUAUUUCACUGCUGCAGUAGUAGAAACCAGAAGAUGAGUAAAGCAAGAGACAAAGUAUUGUAUAUCAAUAAA
Messenger RNA from Onychostoma macrolepis, 5333 nucleotides. RefSeq names its product myelin-associated glycoprotein-like. The transcript has 8 exons. NCBI's taxonomy places the organism in Eukaryota, Metazoa, Chordata, Actinopteri, Cypriniformes, Cyprinidae. The record is from RefSeq and is a predicted model, not a curated record. The coding region runs from base 1 to 1662 and encodes 553 amino acids.